Molecule: messenger RNA, 1187 nt
Organism: Stylophora pistillata
Lineage: Eukaryota; Metazoa; Cnidaria; Anthozoa; Scleractinia; Pocilloporidae
Source: RefSeq, a predicted model, not a curated record
AAUAUGCGUAAGCAAAAGUGGGAAUGUUUAGUUUCCCGCGGUCGAGUGCAGUUAUGGAUCCCUUGAAACUUCGAAGGGUUGAAUUGCUUCAUUCUCCUCCAGAUGAGUCAAGGGAAUGGUUUAUCUUAAAUUUCAAGAAAUGUGGCAUAAGAGUCAGCAAGUUUUUUGAAGUAGCCUGUUGGUGGCACAUUUUCCAAGCGUUUUGUACGGUCCAGCUUUAAAAAAUGGCGGAAGCUUGGAUGACCGAUAUGUUCAGAACAACAAAGUGGCCAUCGCCUCUCUAUUUGGAGUUGUUUCUACCAUCUUCCGGCAGAAAUUCGAAGAAGGAGAAGUGGUGAGAUAUCUUUGGUUGAUCGAUAAAAUAAAUUCUUGAUCCUGGAUCAAGAAAAGCUUGGCAAACGUUACUUAGCAUUUUCAAGCUAAGACGAACCGGGUUACUCUUGAUUACAAAACACUGAUAAUGCUGCUCAAGCAAAGAGCUGGUGAUGCCAAAAAAUAUAUCAAUGAACUUUGCAAGCAAGGAUUGGACACAGAGUGCUGUGUAUUCUGCAAAGUUAUUAAGGAAUGUGCCUCUCCUGAUGUUCCUUUUGGGGAAGCCUUUGCUGAGUGUUUCCUAAAGAGCAAAGCAAAUAUUGGGGGAUGGAAGGGGUUAAGAGAUGACUUGCUCUUUCUCCUUGAAGAGGAGCCAUGUGAUGUUAAUUUAUGUGCUCUGCCUGCAGUGUAUGACAUUUUAAUUUUUAAAUUCUGUGCACCCAUUGAAGUUAAUCUAGGGAAGUGUUGUCUAUCGGCCUUACUGGUUCACCCAGGCUGAAGUCUUGGCAUUCAGUUUAAUGCCUGAGCGCCUCUGAGAUAUUUGACUUACUUAGCUUUUCAUUGAUGGUUAAUAUAGGGAAGUAUUGUCUAUCCUUUCUGGUUCACCCAGGCUGAAGUUCUGGCAUUCAGAGUAAUGCCUGAGGUUUUCUGGCAUAUAUAAUGUGAAGAAAUUCUUGUGACGCAAACUUUUCUGUUAUUUGAGCUCUUCACCUAUAUCUACAGCAGAGCGACAGGAAUAAAUAGUCGUUUGAGACAAAAAUUUGAAAAACAGCUUCAUUUACUGUUAAAAGUCGCCCUGCAAACCGCGACGGGAAGAGAACAUCAAAACAAAAAAUGCUGCCAAAAAAACUCAAUAAAUAACACAAGGCAAAACA